AUGGGCUCCAAGAAGGAAGGAAGCUUUGCGGGAUGGCUCCAGAGAGUCCGCAAGACGGGCGAGCACAGCGAUCUCACUGUCAAGAUCCAAGACCAGGAAUUCAAGCUCCAUAUGCUCCCGCUUGUCAACGAAUCCACUUACUUCCAAUCCAUCAACUCCGCCACCUCCAAUUCCAAUCCGGAUUCUUCCACCACCGCCACCACCUCCAGCUCCAGCUCUUCCGGCGGAGAGGCAUCCACCGCCAAGCUCGAUCCUCAAGAUAAAAGAAAACACCACCGCCACCAUCGCCACCACCACCACCACCAACAGAUCAAAGAGGUGGCCAUCGACGAGCUCCCUGGCGGCGGCGCCGCCUUCUCCAUCGCCGCCGACUUCUGCUACAUCAUCCGGCCCAGCUUCACCACCGCCAACGUUGCCGCCGUGCGCGCCGCCGCCGAGUUCCUGGGCAUGGCCGAUCUCAUCGACAGCACCAAGAAGUUCCUCUACUCCAACGUCUUCUUGAGCUGGAAGUCGUGCGUCACCUUUCUCCGCGAGUACCAACCGAUCUAUUCCUCCACCGACGAGUAUAUCGAAUCGCGAGCUCUCAAGGUGGUGACCGCGGCAUGCACGAAGGCGUUCCUCGACACCAAGCACGUCUCAGUGCCGAUCUCCUCGCUCGCCAUCGCCGCCAGCGCCAGCGCCUCCACCACCUGGCACAGCUCCCCCAGCGCCAACCUCAAGGACGUUUUGAUCGCGGUGGCGCAGCUCCCCGAUCGCUACUCCAUGCAGCUCCUCGAUCAGCUCGUCGCCUCGGAUACCAACUUGAACAUCAAGUGCCGCCAGUCGAGGAGCGUCCGGGAGUGGAUCGACUAUCUCCUCCGGAGCGAGUGCAAGCGGAUCAAGCCCCGGAUCUGGAUCGUGCUAUGCCUGGCCAGGAUGCUGCUCAAGAACGCUCCCAGGAAGCGGCCAUGGCUGGAGCUCUCGUCGCAGUAUUGGUGUAGCUUGCUGGAGCACGCGGCGGGAUUGAUGGCGCAGACGGACGAUCCGGCGGCGAGGGCGAGCUUGGCGGCGGUGAAGGCGUCGCUCCAGCGGCGGAUUGGAGCGAGCUUGCACGAGCUCGACGAUUACAUCCAGGCGUACAGCUUCGAGCCGGAGACACUGCUGGCGCUGGUGAGGCACUUCAUGGCCGGGAGGAGGAGGAGGAGGAGAGGUAGAAUUAGCUCGUCGAGCCAUGCAGCGCUGGAGGACGAGGAGAUGGAGGACCUGGACGACAAUCCGGAGGAGGAGGAAGAGGUUGAUCGUGAAGAAGUUGAUGUGGAGCAAGGGGAGGGCGAGAUCGAGGCGGUGGCGAGCGAGGUUGACGGGUGCUUGUGGGGAUACGCCGAGAGCGGCGUGAUCUCGUGCGAGACUUUUGUGGCGCUGGAGCGGGCAUUUCCUCCGGGAUCGCGCGGGAACCACGACAUGCUCUACUCGGCGGUGGAGAAGAUGAUCGCCAAGAACAGGCUCGGUGGCGACGAGAUCCACAAGCUGUGGAGCUUCGUGGAUUGCUCCAAGCUCAGCUCGGGUGUGUAUGACAAGGCGAUGAGGAACGCCUCGUAUCUCUGCCAGCCCCAUGUCCUCGAGUGUGUGCUGCGAAGGCACAGCGAGGAGCUCGAUGGCGAUCACGGCGGCCACCAUGCUUCGUCCAUCGACUUUCGGGAUGUCAUGCACAAGGUGAUCAAGGCGAGCCUGAAGCUGCUCGAGGAGAACUCGCGGAGGUCGAAAGAGAUCAAGGAGCUGCAAAAGCAGUACGCGGGGCUCGUGAGCUCCGGGUUCAAGGUUUAUCCGGCUGGGGAGGACGAUGGUGGUGAUGGUGGCCAUCGCCGGGGCGAGGAUGAUAGUGUUGACGAUAGUAACAGCACUGGGGAUGAUGAUAACUACGUUGUUAUUCCUCCGGUUCCACCUCGCAGUGAGAUCACAGAGAUCAAAGCUGAGAGAACUUAG
Molecule: messenger RNA, 1962 nt
Organism: Selaginella moellendorffii
Lineage: Eukaryota; Viridiplantae; Streptophyta; Lycopodiopsida; Selaginellales; Selaginellaceae
Product: BTB/POZ domain-containing protein At5g48800
Exons: 1
Coding region: 1-1962 (653 amino acids)
Molecular function (GO): protein binding
Source: RefSeq, a predicted model, not a curated record